AUGAUGCAUGAACUUACAAGAAUAAUACCGCCGUGGUGCAUUAAAGUUCGUAGCCUGCUGCCUUAUAGAGGUCUUUCUGCAGUAAACGGCAAAGAAGAUAUAAUUCUUUGUCCUUACCCUACUAAAUGUUGCCUUAAAAAACUCGAGAAGGAAACAUGCGAGUUGCAGAUCUUGAAGAAAGGGGAAGGAGAAGAUAUCAAAUGCAACUACUUAGCUGUCGAUGAAGACGACACAGUGUGCUUGCUGACACAUUAUGGUCAAGAGAGUCGUUAUGACCUAUUUAUUUGUGAUUCAAAUGGAAAAGUUAUUCACCAUAACCCCAUAGAAUUCUCAAAGGGGAAGGAAUAUCGGUGUUUGGGAAUAACCAAAGAUAAAAAACUUGUUUUCUGUUGUGAAUUUGAACAGAAUGUGUAUACAUUAGACAAAACCGUCCUUUACAUAUUUGACAGGAACGGACAGAAGAAUACUUUUCCUGUACGCAUUUCUGACAAACGAGUUGUAAAGGACAUGUUUAGUUCCAAUUCUAACGAAAUUGUACUUGUUACAGUAAGAAAACACGACACUAAAUCUAAAUCUAUUGUUCUUUAUCUUUACUCAGACGACGGACGUUUAGAACGAGAGGUUAAACUAAAACUGCCUGUUGAUUCGGGAUCUCCGAGCUCUUGUACUGUAAGAUACGACUAUCGGGCAAAUAAUUUCAUAUGUUUGGCUCUUAAAAUGAUCGGCGGCAUGCGCAUGUGCAGAUAUCUACAGUUUUGCUCAGAAACUGGUGAAUUACGAAAAUCGUGUGACUUGAACUUUAAACAUCUAGGGUUUAACAAGCCAAAUCUUACCUGUCAUCCAAAGGGUAAUGUGGCUUUG
Messenger RNA from Paramuricea clavata, 861 nucleotides. Lineage: Eukaryota; Metazoa; Cnidaria; Anthozoa; Malacalcyonacea; Plexauridae. The record is from the annotation of a GenBank genome assembly.